Molecule: messenger RNA, 5838 nt
Organism: Beauveria bassiana ARSEF 2860
Lineage: Eukaryota; Fungi; Ascomycota; Sordariomycetes; Hypocreales; Cordycipitaceae
Product: RNA polymerase Rpb1
Exons: 4
Coding region: 1-5838 (1945 amino acids)
Biological process (GO): DNA-templated transcription
Cellular component (GO): RNA polymerase I complex
Molecular function (GO): DNA-directed RNA polymerase activity; DNA binding
Source: RefSeq, a predicted model, not a curated record
AUGAAUAUCUCACAGCCCGUCUCAUCUGAGGUCGAGUCGGUUGAAUUCACGUUUCUCUCCCCCGCCGAAAUCGAAGCCGUCUCCGUCAAACGCAUCGAGAAUGAAAGCACGUUCGAUAGCAUGCUCAAUCCUGUCCCAGGCGGUCUUUAUGAUCCUGCUCUGGGCUCAUGGGGCGACUCACCAUGCACAACUUGUAACCUAAACCACUUAUACUGCCCAGGCCACCCGGGCCACAUCAAGCUCCCCGUCCCUGUUUACCACACGAUAUUUGUAGACCAGGUCUACCACCUCCUGCGAUCUGCCUGCCUAUACUGCAAGGGAUUUCGACUGCCGGCCAAGGACCUGCACAAGUACAUGUGCAAACUCCGCCUCUUGCAACACGGUCUUGUCCACGAAGCGCACAUUGUUGGGGCAAUCGGCGAAAUCGACAUCAGCGAUGAUCUUGAGGCCUCUGUGUCCCUCGAACUUGACGGCAGCGAAGCCGAAGACGAUACCAGCUCCAUCGACAAUGUCACGCGCAAGAGAGAAAAGUACGUCCAGCUCUGCCUUCGCGGCGGCAGGAAGACGAGGCGUGACAUUAAGAAGGGCAAGCACGAAGGCACAGGACAGAUGCGUCGCGAAGUCAUCAAGGAAUUCCUCUCUGAAGUGAUAAAGAAGCGUGAAUGCGCUAGCUGCAACGGCAUUUCCCCGACCUAUCGCAAAGAUGCGUUCGUCAAAAUUUUCGAAAAGGCGCUCUCCGAUAAAGAAAAGGUCAAGAUGGCUGCACGAAACCUCAAAUACGGCGAUGCCAUGUCGCGACUAUAUCAAAAGACCAUGGCCAAAAAGCCUCAAGAGAAUGGAAUCACUCACAACUCGAGCGAGGACGAAGGCGAAGAUGAAUCUCCCUCGAGCCAAGAUGUUGAAAUGCAAGAUGCCGACGAAGAAGAGACUACGACUACAAAUACUAGUCAUUCAGCCGCGCAUCAAAGAUACAUCAGCCCUAUGGAGGUCCACGCUCGUUUGGUAGAGCUCUUCAACAAGGAACAAGAACUCGUCUCACUUCUUUAUAACGCCAAGCCGCCCACCAAGAGGACCACGAAAACGACCCCUGACAUGUUCUUCAUCACGGUGCUCCUCGUCCCCCCCAAUCGAUUCCGUCCCGAGGCUCGCACUGGCGACACGGAAAUAUCGGAAGCGCCGCAAAACAGUCUCUACAAAAACAUUUUGCGCGCCAACGGCAAAAUUGCUAAACUGCACAGCAACGUGCAAAACGGCAGCUCGGAUAUAACAGCACUGCAUCAUGCUUGGGUUGAAUUACAAGAAUCCGUGAACACGCUCAUUGAUAGAAAUAAGAGCCCCGUCCAGGGAGCCGCUGCCAAGCGCGCUGAAGACGGCAUCAAGCAAAAGCUCGAGAAGAAGGAGGGAUUGUUUCGAAAGAAUAUGAUGGGAAAGCGAGUCAACUAUGCUGCACGAAGUGUCAUCUCGCCUGAUCCUAAUAUUGACACUAAUGAAAUCGGCGUUCCCCCUGUUUUCGCUCAGAAGUUGACUUAUCCGGAGCCUGUUACGAGUCACAACUUUAGAGAUAUGCAGCAAGCUGUCAUCAACGGUGUCAGCAAAUGGCCAGGUGCAAUCGCGAUUGAGGACGAGAAUGGCCAAAUUGUCAACCUUCGAAACAAGUCAGUUGACGAUCGCAUAUCGCUGGCUAAUCAACUGCUCGCCCCGACCAACGCAAAUGCUCCCAAGACGAAGAAUAAGAAAGUCCAUCGCCACAUGACAAACGGCGAUGUCGUGCUCAUGAAUCGUCAACCAACACUACAUAAGCCUUCAAUGAUGGGUCAUCGUGUUCGAGUGUUGCCUGGCGAAAAGACGAUUCGAAUGCACUAUGCGAACUGUAACAGUUAUAAUGCCGAUUUCGAUGGUGAUGAGAUGAAUAUGCAUUUUCCUCAGAACGAGGUUGCGCGCUCAGAGGCGCUUCAAAUUGCCGACACCGAUCAUCAAUACCUGUCUGGCACCGCGGGGAAACCCCUUCGAGGUCUCAUUCAAGACCAUCUUUCAGUUUCGAUUGCGCUAUGCAAUCGCGACACCUUCUUCACCAAGGGUGACUACCAUUCUCUCAUCUAUAGCGCUCUACGACCUGAGAGUGGUCAUAUUCUCUCGGAGCGACUCGAGCUUGUGCCACCAGCCAUCAUCAAGCCCGUCCACCGGUGGACUGGAAAGCAAGUUAUAACCACAAUCUUAAAGAAUCUCAAGCCUGCUAGCUGCAGUGGCUUGACGAUGCAUGGAGCCACACAGCUGAAAGCAGAGCAAUGGGGCACCAACUCCGAAGAAGGUGUUGUGCUAGUUAAGGAUGGUGAACUGGUGACCGGCAUUCUAGACAAGUCGCAAAUCGGCCAAAGCUCCGGAGGUCUUGUCCAUGCUGCUCAUGAAGCUUAUGGCGCGGCUAUCGCCAGCAAGUUGUUGAGCUGCUUAGGACGACUGCUGACGAGGCUCUUGAACAUGCGAGCUUUCUCUUGUGGCAUGGACGAUCUGCGACUUACAGAAGCUGGCGAGAAGGCUCGCUUACAAGCUCUGGCGCAGGCCAGCGACAUGGGUCUCAAGAUUGCGUCCAAGUAUGUCUCCUUACCUGACAACACAGACCCCACCAACAACCUUUUACUUGAACGUCUUGAGGAAGUCUCGCGCGAAGAUAAGAAGCAGGAGUGUCUGGAUUUGUUGAUGAAUGAGGGAUCGAGAGACAUCACUGCCGAAGUCCAAAAGGUCUGCAUUCCGAAUGGUUUAGAGAAGCCAUUCCCGAGAAACCAAAUGCAGGCCAUGACUACAUCUGGUGCCAAGGGUUCUCGAGUCAACGCUUCUCUGAUCUCUUGCAACCUGGGCCAACAGGUUUUGGAAGGCAGACGUGUGCCAUUGAUGGUUAGCGGAAAGACUCUUCCAUGCUUCAAGCCCUUUGAGACACACAUCGGAUCCGCCGGGUAUAUUCGCAGCAGGUUCCUUACUGGCAUUCGUCCUCAAGAGUACUAUUUCCAUCACAUGGCUGGUCGUGAAGGUCUCAUCGAUACAGCCGUCAAAACAUCUCGCUCAGGCUACUUGCAGCGAUGUAUUAUCAAAGGACUGGAAGGCCUCAUGGUCUCGUAUGACGCCUCCGUCCGCGAUGCAGAUGGCUCCGUGAUCCAAUUUCUCUACGGCGAAGACGGUCUUGAUGUCACCAAGCAAAAAUAUCUGACAAACUUUGACUUUAUCCUCGAAAACGUUGCCUCGGAAGUUGUGCAGCUCAAGUACGAUACGAAGGUCGUUGAGACAUUAACCGCGAACCGAGAUGCCUUCAUGAAGUACAUGAAAAGCGCUGUUAAGCAUGCCAAGUCGAAGGGCACAACUUCCAAGGAUCCUCUGAUCGGUUCCUAUAAUCCCACUACAAACACUUUCGCCAUGUCGGAGCUUUUCUAUGAGGCAAUGUCAAACUAUGUCAAGGAAAACAAAAGCGGCCUUAUUCGAGAGAAGAGCAGCCACAAGCAAGCACAAAACAGCGCCGCUCUCACUCGUAAAAACGCUGAAACCCUCUUCGCUCUCAAGUACCAGCGAUCUCUUAUCGAACCAGGUGAGGCAGUUGGUAUCGUUGCUGGCCAGUCUGUCGGCGAGCCCUCCACUCAAAUGACACUAAACACUUUCCAUUUGGCUGGUCACGCUGCCACGAACGUGACUCAGGGUAUUCCUCGACUCCGAGAAAUUCUCAUGACAGCCUCUGCUGUUAUUUCUACGCCAUCUAUGAAACUUCAUCCUCUUGCGAAUAUUUCUCCCGAUGAAGCCGAGACUUUCACGAAAAAGAUCAGCCAGACACCAUUGGGGUACAUUGUGAAUGAUAUUGCCGUUGAGGAGCAGGUUGGCCGUGGUAAGAUUUAUAAUCAGGCCAAGAUCUACAAAAUCAAGAUCAAAUUCUUCCCAUCAAACGAAUACUGCCCAACAUAUGCCAUCACAGUUCCCGAAGUCAUGAACUCCCUCGAAUCGACGCUGAUGCGCCAAAUAAUCGCAUUGAUGAAGAAGGAAAUCAAAAAGCGAAGCGGCCCGAGCACUGGAGCCACACCAGAAAUCGGUGUUCGGUCUGGUGUUGUGGAGGUGGCAUCGGCGGAAACAAGUGCAGAGAGUCGGGACGAUGACGACAAAGAUGAUGACGAUGGGGACGAUGCAGAUGCUACCAGCGCCAAGCAACGAGCAAACCGUGGCGAGGAGGUGUCGUACGGCGACAAUGAUGACGAGGAUAACGCAAUCCAGCAGGCCAUGGUUCAAGAUGCCGAGGACGAGAGCGAAGACGAGCAAAUGAACGGCGUUUCGAACGGUGCGCCUGCAGAGAAUGGCAACAAGGAUGACAACGUGGAUGACAACAUGGAUGACAACAAGGAUGACAGCGAGGAUGACGAUAUGCAGUCUACAAGUACGGCGCGAGGGGAGCGCGUCAAAGACACGUUCAACGAGGUGUCCGACUUUAAGUGUGACGAAAAGGAGGGAGCGUGGUGCAGCAUCACAAUUGAGCUCGACUCGAACUCUCCCAAGCUUUUGAUGCUGAACCUUGUCAAGAGCGCUGUGAGCAAGACUAUGAUUCGGGAGAUUCGUGGUGUCGGUGCUUGCGCAUAUGUUAAAGGGGCUAUUACGGCGUCGGGAGUAAAUCUACGCGCGAUGCAGAUGUUUACUGAUUACAUCGACCCCGACAAGAUCGAGACAAACGAUGUUGCCGCGGUGCUUGCCAUGUAUGGUGUCGAGGCAUGCAGAGGCAGUAUUGUACGCGAACUCAGUGGCAUCUUCGGUGGUCACGGUAUCUCGGUGGACAACCGACACCUGAAUCUGAUUGCGGACUACAUGACGAGAAACGGAGCAUUCACAGCCUUUAGCCGUAUGGGCCUGAAGGGCAAUGUCAGUCCCUUUACAAAGAUGAGCUUCGAGACGACACUGGCCUUCCUGAAGGAUGCCGUGUUGGAUGGUGACUGGGAUGAUUUGACGACGCCAAGUGGCCGGUUGGUGCUGGGCCGACUGGGCAAGCUGGGAACUGCAGCAUAUACAGGAUUUACCAAAACGAGAUACGGUGCCCAGGGCGGUGAUGACUCGGGCGGUUUCAUGGCAGAUGGCUCCCAGCAAGGCAGCCAGAGCGGCGGCAAGGCCUACCAAGACGAAUCACUACGACCCGUUACCGUGAAGCAAGUCGUCGAGGCUGAGGAGGGGUACUCUGGGGGCGACUUCAAGAUUGACGGUGCUUCCGCUCCGCAAGUCACAUUUGUCGGCCAAAUUCGCAGCGUCAACGCGCAGGCGACAAAUAUCACGCUCAAGAUUGACGACGGGACCGGCCAGAUCGAGGUCAAGAAGUGGAUUGACGGCGACAAGCCCGAGGACCCGGAAGCCUACGAGCUGGACUCGUACGUCCGCGUCUGGGGCCGCCUCAAGUCCUUUUCCAACAAGCGUCACGUCGGCGCGCACGUCAUCCGCCCCGUCGACGACUUCAACGAGGUCAACUACCAUAUGCUCGAGGCCACGUACGUGCACCUCUUCUUCACCCGCGGGCCCCUCGGCGGCGCGGGCGGGCAGCAGAAUGGCGGCGGCGCCCACGGAGACUCCAUGUUUGUCGACGGCGGCGCGGCCUACGACGGUGGCGCCAGCCAAAAUGCAAGCAAGCUGACGCGUUGCUCGCCGGGCGCCAAGAAGAUGUUCAACUUUUUGAGCUCGGCGCCGGGCAGCAACGAGGGUGUGGACAUCAACAUUGUCACCAGCUCGACGGGCAUGUCGACGCGCGAUGUUUUGACGGCGGCGGACGAGCUCUUGGGACAGGGCUUGAUUUAUACUACACUAAACGACGAGACGUGGGCGAUUCUGGAAUACUAG